UGAACAUUGAAGACCGGAUGUCCAGUGCUCGUCCGGCUUGCUCGCAAGCGGUUGGAACGAAACUACCGGCUGGCUGCGUUUUUGUCAACGAACGCAUCAGGCAGUCGGAAGUUGUCAGAAAACUUCAGAAUGGUCUCAAUGUGUCUAUUCAAGACUCGAUGGGUUCAAUCGAUUUCUUCACCUCGAACUCUACAGCCGUCAUUCUACUAUCCGAAUCAGAGGUUGUUGACAAACAGCAGUAUCAAAGCAGACUGAUGAAACUUGCACAGAAACAGAAUAAGUAUCGAGGUGUUGCGUUGGUUGAGAAGACGUCGCUGACUGAGCAGUACUACGGUGCUCUGCAGAAGUUUGGAGUCAUUGACUGCAACCUUGUAAUCUUGCCUGUUAGUAAUGCAACAGAGGCAGCCCAACAACUGACAGCAAUGGUUUAUCAAGAUGAGCAUCCUGCUAAUAAUCCGUAUCGUCGUAGACAUAAGGCCAGGCCUCUGGAUUCAUCACUUCUGGAAACAGUCCAGCUUCUACCGGGGAUUGGAAUUGUGAAAGCAAAGGCGCUACUAAACAGAUUCAAAAGUCUCAAGGGCAUAUGCACAGCUUCUAUCGAAGAUAUGACGCGUGUUAUUGGGCAGGCGGGUGCUGAACAAGUCAGAGCAUUUGUCAGUCAGCGAAUGGGACGUUACGCGACUUCAGCGACAUGAACAAUUUAUUUGUUAAGUAAAAAGCUGCUGUCUGGCACCAGACAGCUUAU
Messenger RNA from Corticium candelabrum, 745 nucleotides. Its product is annotated as Fanconi anemia core complex-associated protein 24-like. Gene Ontology annotation, biological process: interstrand cross-link repair. Gene Ontology annotation, cellular component: Fanconi anaemia nuclear complex. The coding region runs from base 18 to 695 and encodes 225 amino acids. Gene Ontology annotation, molecular function: chromatin binding. The record is from RefSeq and is a predicted model, not a curated record. The transcript has 6 exons. NCBI's taxonomy places the organism in Eukaryota, Metazoa, Porifera, Homoscleromorpha, Homosclerophorida, Plakinidae.